Molecule: messenger RNA, 916 nt
Organism: Daldinia vernicosa
Lineage: Eukaryota; Fungi; Ascomycota; Sordariomycetes; Xylariales; Hypoxylaceae
Product: acyl carrier protein
Exons: 5
Coding region: 193-606 (137 amino acids)
Biological process (GO): fatty acid biosynthetic process
Cellular component (GO): mitochondrion
Molecular function (GO): acyl binding; acyl carrier activity
Source: RefSeq, a predicted model, not a curated record
GAUUUGGCCGCUAGCUCCGAUGGAGGGUCCAAGCUCGGAGUUGAACUUUGAGAUGACGAGAAAUUUAUCGCUGAAAACCUCCGCGCAUCGAAGCUCCAAUCCUCGAUCCUCUACGCAUCACCCUUUCAACGACCACGUUUUCUUCUCCCGCCCUUCUCUAGACCACCAAUUGACUCAUUCCCGAUCGCCACCAUGUUCCGCGCAGCAUUAAUUCGCACUGCCGCCACGGCGUCCCGCGCCGCCGUCGCUCGACCUAUCGCCCGAAAAGCCGUUGUCCCCGCCAGAGCUGUCUUCGCACCGGCGCCCCGACUCGCUGCCUUCCAAGCCGUACGAAUGUAUUCUGCCGGUAGUGGACUGAAGAAGGAGGAGGUCGAGGGUCGUAUUCUUGGCAUCUUACAAAAUUUCGACAAGGUUAACGACCCGAGCAACCUCAAGCCUACUGCGCACUUCGCAAACGACCUUGGUCUCGAUAGCCUAGAUACGGUGGAGGUUGUUAUGGCGAUAGAAGAGGAAUUUAGCAUCGAGAUUCCUGACAAGGACGCAGAUGGUAUCCACAGUGUGAACCAGGCUGUCGACUACAUCUUGAGCCAGCCUGAUGCGAACUAAGGCACCGCAUCUUGUACAUUAACAGCUAUACUACUUCUAUAGCAAUGACCGUACUGGCAUUUAGACCCCGCGGUGGUGGCUACGUACGUCUACAACAAGUCUUGAGACAAUGAUAGAGGGACUAUAAUCGACAAGGCCGAUAUAGUCAAAAUUCGAUGAGAAAGGAUAUCAAUGAAGAUUAGCAUGGCGUGGUUCAAAUCGAAUACGAUUCACUGCCGUUGUAUUAGUGUAUAAAUCUUUUCUCCCAUCCGAAGACCGUGCUUCUUUGUCUUUAGUUAAUCCAACUACAUGUAACUUUGGAAAUCAUGAA